Messenger RNA from Cydia pomonella (codling moth), 2038 nucleotides. RefSeq lists its product as uncharacterized. NCBI's taxonomy places the organism in Eukaryota, Metazoa, Arthropoda, Insecta, Lepidoptera, Tortricidae. The coding region runs from base 404 to 1516 and encodes 370 amino acids. The transcript has 6 exons. The record is from RefSeq and is a predicted model, not a curated record.
UAUUUUAUUCAGUAUUAGUGCGGGACUUACGCUCCCGAGCAUAUUUAAAUUUACUUGACGACACGUGCUCUAGAUAUCAAAUUAAUGUACAAUUUUUCCAUUCUCAGCACGCCCUUCAUUUUCGUAGCUGGCAAGUUGGGCGCGCCUGCGCCCUGGCGGCCCCGUGUUUACAUCGACCCACGCACCCGGGCAGUCGCUCUCCUUCCACAACACAAAUAGCCUCCCGUUGCCAAGGGAUCUGCAUCAACGGCAUCAAUCGUUUCUGGAUAACUCAACUGCUAUAACAACUUUUCAACGAAAAAACUACUUAGUGAAUUUACACAUUGGCCGACGACUUCGGAUUUGGAUACUGUGUAUAAAAGUGGAACUCAGAACACCGAAAGAAUUAAUGUAGACGUAACUAAUGCCAGUGGUGAUACCAGCGACGUUGGCGCCGCGGGCGCCGACGGGCGUGCGGGCGCGUGAGGCCCUUCUUCCAGCCGGCGUCGGCGGCGCCCGGGCGCGGGAAGCGCUGACUGCAGCGGGAGCCAGCGCGCGGGCGCGCCAGGCGCUUGCCGCCGUCGGCGUGGAGCGUGCGAGGGCGCGCGAAGCGGGCCUGCGACGCCGCUUUCAAUUUGCGCUCAAUGCACAGCUCUCGCAGUCGCUCUUCUCAGGCAAUCAGAUACACCUAAGAUACAAAUGGUUGGAUGGGCGCUUAGUGGGCGCGUGGCCGACGCCGCGCUGGGAGUGGAUCCCCGCAGGCCGGGACGCGGCCCGGGACCGCUUCGGUUCGGAGCGCCGCGAGCCCUUGCAGCUGCCCGCCUUCGAGCUGCCGCCACGGUUUCACCCACCCACGCCGCCUAACAUGCAUUUCACGCAUAUGGACCUACACCACGCGGCAGCGGGUGGUCCACGAGCAGGCGGUGGAGCCGGAGGUGCCCCUGGCGCUAGUUCGGGUUCCAGUGGCACCAGCGGCGCGGUCGGCGCGGGGGCGGCGGUGCUGGCGCUCGCGGCGCUGGUGCUGCUUGCACGAGCGCUGGAGCGCUGUCUCGACCAGAGGCUUUUCAAAUUACUGCGGAGGCGAUCAGAUGAAUGGUUUACACCAAACGUACUCGCUACAAGCCAUCACAUGAGAGAGGAGGUGACCGUGGAAGGCGCAGUUCCGGAGAGCCCGAAUGUGCCCUUGGGCGACCCCCCACCACCGUACUCCAUGUGCCUGCCAAAGAGUCCGCAAACCCCCAGCAUCGCAGAGCCGCCGCCGCCUUACUCAGCCUGCUACGUCGCUUUUGGGGGACCACAGGACCCGGUACCCAGAGUGUAUCUGAACGGCCCCACGUUGAACACGUUCCAAGACACAGGCCAACCAGGAACAGAUCACAGCAGGCAUCAUGGUGCCGGGCCCGAAGCGGCUGGGAUGACAUCGGAGGGCGUGAGAGCUGGUGACAGAGGAUCCAACACACGUCUUGCAGAAUGGAGGUCGAGUAGAGAUAUUAUCGCUUCGGAAACAGCCGUUGUGUUUCCCAAUAGUGUAGCUUAGUGCAGUCAUCCUUUUUGCGAAGAUAGACAUUAUCUUUUGCUUACGUUAGGUACUUGUAAAGAAAUAUUUUUGUAUAUUAUUAAUAUUUAACGUUAUCUAAGUAGGUGACUUAAGUAAUCGAUCUUAAUUUUAGUAAGUAGAUUUAGAGUCGAUAUUUUGUAAUUUAUAAACACGCUCUAAGUCAGCCAACGCACGUAGAAAAUGUUCAGGGUUAUUUCUGAUUCUGAUUAAAUAUUAAAAUUAAAUUAAACUAAAGAUAAAAAUAAACAAAUAAUUGUUUGUUAGUACAUAUGUUAAAGGGUUUAUUUACGUUUCAGUAUUCGCAAUUAUUUCUUGUUAUUAACACGUGAUAUACUUAUGAAGUUAUGACAUUAACUAAUUACGAAUUAUCUACCAAAAAAACUAUGCUCUCUAAAAUUCGAGCGUAGCGACCAGCAUACUAACAACGAAUAUCUAAAAAAAAUAAACCUACUUAUUAGAGUAACAAUCUUGUUUUUUUAUUUAUACCUACCACUAUACGCU